Messenger RNA from Oncorhynchus mykiss (rainbow trout), 2298 nucleotides. Its product is annotated as fibroblast growth factor 12. Lineage: Eukaryota; Metazoa; Chordata; Actinopteri; Salmoniformes; Salmonidae. The record is from RefSeq and is a predicted model, not a curated record. Gene Ontology annotation, molecular function: growth factor activity.
CAAACCGGGCGACGAAGAGCAGGCUUCACCAGUUGCUCUGAUGGUACUUUUCACUACAGGCUACCGUGCGAUUUGUGCUUAGAUUUUUCCAACAGGGCACAGACGUCAAUUCACAUUGGUUCAUAUUAAUUUGAAAGAAUUUACGUGGAAAUAACGUUGAUUCAACCAGUGUGUGCCCAAUGUGUUUGAAUUAUGUCAGUUUAGGAUACUCAUUACCUGUGAUUAUGAAGGCGACAUAGAUUUUCGACGGUCCUCCAAUUUGUUGUGACUCUCCGUUUUCCAGAGAACAUUGGGUUUUCGAUUUUGGAUUAUUUUUUACCUGGGGCUCGCGUGUCGAGCCCGUAGUUGAGCGAAAGACAAUGCCGGCUGCGGGGCUAGUGAGGGAGCAGUGUGUCCGCGCACAUCCAGUACGCUGCUGCCACUGCACUCAGAUAGUUGUGGAAUGUCGAGCACUGGAAAUUUAAGAGGAAUGAAAACGAUGGAUAAUGAAACUAUUUACGGGACAUUUUAUCUGGAUACCUGGGAAUAAUCUGGACUGGAGAUAGAGAGCAAUACCUUGGACACAUCUGCACAAUAUACAUUUAUUAAUUAAUGUAUUUAGAGAUAUAGUAGCCUACCUAUUUGUAAAGACUGCCAGUGCAAUAUUUUAUAUUUAUAUCGAUGUUGUUUCCAUUAUUUGGAUGACAAAUAUGUUUGAGUUCAGCAUUCAGCAAGUUAUCAUUUUAUUCACCUUAACUACAUAUUUGUCAUCAUGGCGCACGUAUGCAACCUCAUGCAUUGGACCAGCCAUAAUCAGCACCCUCAGCAAUAUCUUGACAACAUCUCGCUCAUAGAAGAUUUUGAGACGAUUCAAGUGGUCUACACUCAGGUUAAUCUACCUGGGAGAUGGCGGCGGCGCUCGCCAGCUCCCUGAUACGUCAGAAACGUCAAGCAAGAGAGGGAAACAGCGAAAAGGUCGCCACUUCCAAACGGCGCACCAGUCCCAGCAAAGACCCCCGCUCCUUGUGCGAGAGGCAUAUAUUUACUGUCUUCAGCAAAGUUCGGUUCUGCAGCGGCAAGAAAAGACCAGUCCGCAGGAAACCAGAGCCGCAGCUGAAGGGCAUUGUGACGCGACUGUUCAGCGAGCAGGGCUUCUACCUGCAGAUGAAGCCGGACGGCACCAUAAAUGGGACCAAGGACGAGAACAGCGACUACACUCUGUUUAACCUCAUCCCGGUGGGGCUGCGGGUGGUAGCCAUCCAGGGGGUGAAGGCCGGCCUCUACGCAGCCAUGAACGGAGAGGGCUUCCUCUACACCUCAGACUUGUUCACAGUAGAGGCGAAAUUCAAGGAGUCUGUGUUUGAGAACUACUACGUCAUCUACUCAUCAACACUGUACCGGCAGCACGAAUCUGGCAGGGCCUGGUACAUGGGCCUCAACAAGGAUGGCGUGGUCAUGAAGGGCAACCGGGUGAAGAAGACAAAGCCAUCUUCACACUUUGUGCCCAGACCCAUCGAAGUUUGCAUGUACAAAGAGCCAUCGCUGCAUGACAUCGAGGAGAAGGGCCGCUCACGGAAAGACUCGGGAACUGAGGCUCCCGCUCUCCUAAACGGAGGAGAAAAAGUGGCGGGCCAGGACUCCACAGGGCAGGACGGUGGCUCAUAGCCUGCACAUCGCUCCAUUGAUUUCUUACACCUUGUUCAACGACAACAACAACGACGAUAAAUGAGAACACAACAAAAUAUAAAAAAUAAAUAUAUUUUAAAAUCAGGACGUUGAAUUGACAUUUUAUGCAAAAGCCUGAUGCGAGUGUGGCACCAGGAAGCUCAUCCUCCUUAUCAUGACAAUGUCAAUGUUUCAAAGUCAAGCUCUAAAAUAAGUUUUAAACCAUGCUAGUUCACACAUCUUGAUUUAAUGAAUGCGACAGCACUUUCAUUGUGUUGUUAUAAUCAUGAAUAAGAAUUGUAUUGUAAUUGAUUUAGGGCUCUAUUCAAUCUGAUCGACUUUUGUCGGCAUACGCAUAGCGGUCGUCUUGGCGGUGUCGGAGAUGGAACUGCGCUAGAGCUGUCAAAUCGACAUGCGGCUCCUGGCAUUAUACCUAAAGCAGACAUUGCCAUUAAGAGAAAUCCCAUGCAGCCUUGUUUACAAGUUCGAACACAGGAAUGUGAGAUUAGGCUGAUAGAAAUCCUCAUAAUUUAGUUUAAAGAUUUUCAAUUUGAGCGUCAUAUUUUCUCUAUAUCCUACACUUUCUCAUUCUGAACUCGGGUGUGGCUUCAUGACAAUGAUCAAGAGCAGCUGCUUACAGAUUUGACAGCUCCA